Messenger RNA from Phanerochaete carnosa HHB-10118-sp, 1854 nucleotides. RefSeq lists its product as uncharacterized. Bases 144 to 932 code for a protein of 262 amino acids. The record is from RefSeq and is a predicted model, not a curated record. Lineage: Eukaryota; Fungi; Basidiomycota; Agaricomycetes; Polyporales; Phanerochaetaceae. The transcript has a single exon.
CCCGCCCGACUGCCUCCUCUCCCCCAUCCUCCCGCAUCGAUGGCGGCCAAGGUCUCCCUCCCGAGUAUCAACGAGAUGUUCCCUGGUGCGUCUCCCCUCUCCGUCUUCGCCCCCAGCUCCUGCUGAUCUCCGCGACAGAGCACAUGCUCGGGCCCUUGUACACCGACAGAGACCGUUCGCCCUCCACCCAGGUCCGUCUCCCGUCGGAUCGUCUCCCGCUCUCCAUGCUCACUGACGUCCAGGCACACGAGCCGCAGCAGGCCCUGCGGCCGCACGACCCGGGCUAUGCGCCACACCCCUCUGUGUCCCCUGACUCGGCCUACGACGCCACACCUGCCCCCGCGCCGCCUCGCUCAAGACCCAGCUUCCGCGUCCAGAUCCCGCCGCCGCCGCCCUACGAGCCCUCGUCGUCGUCGUACACACCCUCGUCGUCGUACGCCCCGUCAUCGUCAACCAGCGCUUACCCGCCCUCGUCGGCCUACACGCCGUCCUCCUCCACCUCGACCCUCCCCUCGUAUGCGCCGUCACCAGCGACGUUCCGCGCGGUCCCGCUGCCGUCUCCGUACACGCUGCCGACCGCAGACGCCUUUGCGCCCUCGUUCGUGCCGCCGCAGUUCGCCCCGCAGCAGCCGUACGCGAGCCCAGCGCAGCUCGGCCCCCAGCCGUACGUCAGCGCCGCGCACUUUGGCGGCGCGGGCGGCCCCAUGGUGAGCGUCGCGAGCGAAGAAAAGAAACACUGCUGCCCGCACUGCCUCAAACGCUUCAACCGGCCGAGCAGCCUGAGCAUCCACGUCAACACGCACACAGGCGCCAAGCGUGAGUCUUGUCUCCCGCCCCGUUUCUUCCGUUGUGCGCGCCCGUGUGUAACCGUUGUGCCUCGACGACAGCGUUCAAGUGUCCCUUCCCCGGCUGCAGCCGCGCCUUCAACGUGAACUCGAACAUGCGCCGCCACUGGCGCAACCACCUCUCGGCCGCACGACGUGCGGGCGGCGGCGGCGGCGGCGGCGUGGGGCCAGGCGCUCCGUUCGGCAUGAGCCCCGUCGCCGUGCCAGACGCGCCUCCCGCACACGAACAAGCACCGUCGGCGUUCAGGCACGACGCUGAAUUCCCACCCGCCCCGCUGCGCGCGCAAGCCCCCGCAGGCUUCCCGCCGGCUGCCGCGGGCCCCCGUGUCACAGGCUACGUCGUCACCCCGCCCAGUUAUGCCCCCCAGGCCCAUGCAGCGGCAGAACUGCCCGAGACACGGCCGCGGUACACGCACGGCGACGCACACGCGUCGCGCUCGUACGUGCGAGACUACCACCGCGACGGCGAAUACAGCGCUCGGCUGCCACUGCCGCACACGCCGCCAAGAGAGGCGAGGGAGGAACGCGCGCCGCCGACACCGCCCCUGAGCCACUCGGCGUCGAGCUCGCCGCAGAGCUCGAGCGGGCACAGUUUGCCGCCUGUCGGCGUGCCUCCGCAGUCGGCGUAUGCGCCGGCGUACUACACGGGUGCGUCGAAGACGUCGUAUGUGGCAUACGCGGCGUUCGAGCCGACACGUACGUUGCCCGGCGCAGAGGCGCACCGACGUGCAGACGAGCUGCCGUCGCCGGGGAGUUCGCGCGAACGCGGGUAUGACAGGCGGGUGUACGAUGACGAUGGCAGCGCGCGUGACGAUGAUGCAGGAGACGAAGACGACGACGACGACGAGGCGUACAGCGAGGAACAGGACGCGGACGCGCUCGCAGACAUGAACGACAACGACGAAAAUGACGACGAGGACGAGGACGACGCGUACCCGCCCCCGCCGCUGUCCCCACAGGCGCACCUCGCACCGCCGCCUGCGCCGCUACACGGGCGCACGCGCAGCCG